AUGCCUGCACGGCGGCUAAAGCUAGACAUGGCUACAGCUACGAAAACACUUCCAUGCGUUUCCUACCGUCAGCCCUAUGCAGCUCUUGUGCUAAAUGGCGUCAAGACCAUAGAAUCUAGAUGGAGUCCUAUAUACAGUGAAGUUUGCGAGAAAACUGUAGCUGUUUAUGUGACUUGGAAAGAAUGGGAGGGUGUUGAAUGGAGAGACGUAUUGAAGGAGAGAGGAAUGAGCAAUGAAGAAAUAACUGAAGUUUCUGCGCUUGCUUAUGGGAUGAUGCGAGGCCAAGUUGUAGGUGUUGUGGAUGUAGGGAUUACGUGGAAGUGCUCUGAUGAAUCAGCAGCCAAACAAAUGCAACAACUGGAACAUGCAGCAGUUCUUAGACCUCUUACUGACAAAUAUCUUACAGAGUUGUCUAACCCACGUUGGUUGACUUGUCCAUUAGAAAUUGCUAGAGGUCAGAAAGGAGUGUUUGAAGUUCAAGUUCCCUUGCACGCACUUCCCAAGUAGAAUGAUUUUUUUGUUUGCUCAAUAUUAUAGUGAGCUGUGAUUGGUCUGCUUUACAACCACUCAUAAAUGACCUCGAAAUGCGCACUGUUACUGCAUGUUCCCGCAUAUGAUGUUGCCAUGUAUUUAGCUUUACAAGCUUGCGAGUAAUGCAAUUAAACUUCACAUUAUGGAACUUGUUAGAAGAGAGCCAGCAGAUUGGUAUAUGAAGGCUAGUUGCUGUAAAUUGAACUAAGCAAGAAACAUGAUUAUG
Molecule: messenger RNA, 757 nt
Organism: Corticium candelabrum
Lineage: Eukaryota; Metazoa; Porifera; Homoscleromorpha; Homosclerophorida; Plakinidae
Product: protein EOLA1-like
Exons: 2
Coding region: 1-507 (168 amino acids)
Source: RefSeq, a predicted model, not a curated record